Messenger RNA from Punica granatum (pomegranate), 1389 nucleotides. The record is from RefSeq and is a predicted model, not a curated record. NCBI's taxonomy places the organism in Eukaryota, Viridiplantae, Streptophyta, Magnoliopsida, Myrtales, Lythraceae.
GAAUCUGGAAACUCGAUUUUCCAAGUCUCUCUCUCUCUCUCUCUCUCUCUCUCUCUCUCUGCUCUGCUCUGCUGUGCCCGUCAUCGGCUUCCAACCCCCCUGGCCUGAACAAAGCUCCAAACUUUCGAUCCAAUUCAGCUUCACUUCGUCGUCUAUUACUGGUUCCCAGCUCCGAUUUUCCUGGAAUUCCAGAUCUGCUGUCCGGAUAAAUGACAAAUGUAUCAACCAAAAAGUGGUCCUAGUUCGAGCUUAGUUCGCAGCAACUCAUUGGUUCAUGGUCAGCAUUUGGAGGGUGGUCCCAGCACUAUGGAACCUGUCAACGGAGGGAACAACGCCAAUAACAAUUCUAACCUAGCCUCGAAGCAGCGCCUGCGCUGGACCCACGAGCUCCAUGAACGCUUUGUUGAUGCAGUGGCACAGCUCGGUGGACCAGACAGGGCUACACCUAAAGGUGUACUCAGAGUUAUGGGUGUUCAAGGGUUGACGAUAUACCAUGUUAAAAGUCAUUUACAGAAAUAUCGACUUGCAAAAUAUCUUCCUGACUCGUCAUCUGAUGGAAAAAAAGCUGACAAGAAAGAAUCAGCAGAUCUGCUCUCCAACAUGGAUGGUUCCUCAGGGAUGCAGAUUACAGAAGCACUCAAGUUGCAGAUGGAGGUCCAAAAGCGGCUUCACGAACAAUUGGAGGUCCAGAGACAGCUGCAGUUGAGAAUAGAAGCCCAGGGAAAGUACUUGAAGAAGAUUAUCGAAGAGCAACAAAGAAUCAGUGGAGUCCUUGUAGAUGCACCUGGGUCAGGUCUCUUGGAACCUGAAUCGGGGGAUAAGGACCAAGAAUCAGAAAACAAAACUGAUCCCGCGACCCCAGUUCCCACGUCUGAAUCCCUUGAUAAGGCCUCGAAGGAGCGGGCCCUGGCAAAGAGCCUCUCAAUGGACGAGUCCUUCUCUUCUCAUCAAGAACCACUCACCCCAGAUUCAGGUUGUCCUCUUGGUUCCCCGGCCGAGAGCCCUCAUGGUGAGAUGUCAAAGAAGAAGCAGAGGGUGGGUGAAAAUGCUUCUUCCAGUGCUAAAUCAGAUAUUGUUCUGCCUCACCAAAUUCUGGAAUCAAGCUUGAGCUCCUCCUAUCAACAACCGGCUUUGAAUUUUCUCACCCAGGAAUAAUUCGAGCCCCUCUGCAAGGGGAGGUUUGAGUGGGAAAGAGUCUCCAGUAGUGACCUGUCUGUAACUUUAAUACCUGCUGUUAGGUUCAUGGACUUCCUAAUGUGCCAUUUGGCUUUGUGCGUGUAGUUUUUAUCAGAAGAAAUUGUUUUGUUUCAGGUUAAAGAGGCACAGUUAAAUUCCACUUUGUAGUUUCUCAGUUUGAUCUUUUAACUAAUAUUUGCAGGUUCUUUGGCA